Lactuca sativa (garden lettuce) is the source of this 750-nucleotide messenger RNA. RefSeq lists its product as uncharacterized. Gene Ontology annotation, biological process: DNA repair; telomere maintenance. Gene Ontology annotation, molecular function: DNA helicase activity. The record is from RefSeq and is a predicted model, not a curated record. NCBI's taxonomy places the organism in Eukaryota, Viridiplantae, Streptophyta, Magnoliopsida, Asterales, Asteraceae.
AUGCCUUACCAUGAUCAUGAGUUUGUAUCUUCUUCAAAUAAUCUAUUAAUUACAGAGGAACUAGAUUUUGACAGGACGACUCUAUUGCAAGAGUUUCAUCAGCUUCUUGGUUCAUUAACAGAUGAACAAAGAGGUGUUUUCGAUGAUAUUAUCACAAAUGUUAAACAAAAGAAAGGAGACGUCUUUUUUGUUUAUGGUUACGGAGGUACAGGGAAAACAUUUCUCUGGAAAACAUUAUACGUUGCUUUAAGUUCGGAGGGUGAAAUCGUGUUAAAUGUUGCUUCAAGUGAUAUUGCUUCCUUAUUAUUGACAGGAGGUAAGACAACACACUCUCAGUUUAUAAUCCCUUUAAAUCUUACUGAGGAUUCGUUUUUUUCUAUAACGCCAGAAAGUGAUGUUGUUGAAUUGUUAAAAAAAACAUCAUUGAUUAUCUGGGACGAGGCACCCAUGAUUCACAUGCAUGCCUUUGAAGCUUUGGAUAGAUCUUUGAAGGAUAUAUUAGGUUUUGAUCUUCGUAGCAACUCAAAAUUUCCAUUUGGAGGAAAAGCAAUUGUUUUUGGAGGUGAUUUCAGACAAAUUCUAUCUGUUGUUCCUAAUGGAAGUAGACAAGACAUCGUCAAUGCUUCAAUAAGUUCCUCCUACAUUUGGUCAAAUUGCAAGUUCUUAAGAUUAACAAAAAGCAUGAGGUUAAGUCUUCAAACAUCUAAUAUUGAAGAAACAACCACAUUUGCAAACUCGAUUUGGGUUUAA